AUGCCUCCAAACCAUCCGCCAUUCGGGUCUGGUUCAUUGGCCACCAUCAUAACGAGGGAAGAGCCUGAGUCCGACGAAGAAGAUCGGGGAGAAGAGAAUCAAGAUAAAGGACGAGAACGAACACUCUUGAGAAAGCUUGGUUUUUCAUUUUUCCUAUUUGGCCUGAUAAACAACGUACUCUACGUUAUAAUACUAUCUGCGGCGUUAGACCUUGUCCCUCCUGCGACACCCAAGGGAAUAAUCGCAUUUUGCAAUAUCGCUCCUUCACUUUUCGCCAAAAUCAGCUGGCCAUAUCUCCUCAAAGGUCGGAUCCGCUACACGAAACGCCUGCUUGGAUGCUGCUUGUUGAGUACUUUGGGUAUGUUGGUCGUUGCGCUUUUUGACAGCCUAUACAUGCGUUUGCUGGGAAUUGGAUUGGCCUCAUUUUCCUCAGGUCUGGGAGAAUUAACCUUUCUUCAAUUAUCAACGACAUAUGCACCUCCACCUGUAGCUGGCCAUAGCGUAGGAUACUUCGCAUCUGGUACUGGAGCAGCAGGGUUAGUUGGCGCCUUCCUUUGGUGGGAACUAAGAGGUCUAGGGGUGCGGACUGGAGUUGGUCUGUCAUCGGUAAUGCCAUGCAUAAUACCCAUCACCUACUUUUUCCUUCUCCCAAAUCCAUCAAUGUUCCUAUAUGCUGUCACUCCCGCGUUCGAAGAUACGAUGGAUCCUUCUGCGCCAGCCAUUUCCACACUUCCGUACACUCCUCUAGCUACUGCUGAAGACGAAGAUGGAGAGGAAGAAGGAACCUUACCUUCAGGCCCCAAGCGAGGCAUCGCUCUAUCGGCCAGUGACAAAUGGCGAUUAGCAAAACCCCUUCUGACCAAAUACAUGCUUCCGCUCUUCUGUGUAUACCUCGUGCGUAGCUUCCCUAACAACCGUGUGCUUGAACUCAUAGACGAUGACCGUAAAGGUAUAAGCCCAACCCUGCUUUAUCCUGUCCCUACCAGCGAGGGACAUUGGCUCCUGAGUAAAAUCAUUCAUUCCGUCCGAGAUUACUACCCACUUUGGCAGCUCGUAUACCAAGCAACCGUAUUCCUCUCACGAUCUUCAAUAUCGCUCGGACUGCCAGCUCUUCCGACUCAGCUCUUGCCUCUGCCGGCUAUCAUCCAGUUCAUACUUCUACUUCUCUUGGGAUAUGAAUCCGCGGUUGGGUUCUUUGGCGAUGAGCGGGAGUCUAUGAGUGUGUUCUUGGUGUUCCUCCUCGUUAGUUUAGAAGGUAUAUGCGGAGGUUUGGCCUAUGUCAACGUCUUUUACCGUAUUAACCACGAACCGCCUGACCCUACGACCAACAACGACAUUGAACAAACUCGUCAAGAACGCGAGUUCAAGAUUGGGUCCAUCGGAUUUUCGGAUGGCACAGGCAUACUCCUCGCCUCUAUUCUGGCGGUGCCUACGGAGAUUGAACUGUGUAAAGCGCAAGUAGGAAGAGGUAAACUGCUUUGCAAAGGAUUGUAG
Molecule: messenger RNA, 1494 nt
Organism: Psilocybe cubensis
Lineage: Eukaryota; Fungi; Basidiomycota; Agaricomycetes; Agaricales; Agrocybaceae
Exons: 11
Coding region: 1-1494 (497 amino acids)
Biological process (GO): regulation of intracellular pH
Cellular component (GO): membrane; vacuole
Source: RefSeq, a predicted model, not a curated record